AUGUACAGACAUGCCUCUUCCGGGGUGUAUUUUGCACCAAUCUUGCUCGCGAGGUUUUCUUCUUCUCUAUCGAAGAUCUCUUCUGCCUCGAACCGAUCCGUGAGGUUUAGAGUGUGCUCUGCCGCCACACGGUGGAGUCACGGCGUUAAUUGGCGGUCGCUUCCGAGCCUCCGAGCUCAAACCAGAAUUGAUGCUCUGGUACUAGAGAAAUUUGAGCGCAAGUUUGCUACCAUUGCUUCUGAACAUGCCUACAAGGAUAUCUUAACCACACUUCACAAGCCUGAUGGUGGAGAAUAUGGAAAGUUCUACUCUUUACCAGCUUUAAACGAUCCAAGAAUCGAUAGGUUACCAUACUCUGUUCGGAUACUACUUGAAUCAGCUAUUCGCAAUUGUGACAACUUUCACAUCACCAAGGAUGAUGUUGAGAAAAUUAUUGACUGGGAAAAUACAUCUCUUAAGAAAUUUGAGAUCCCCUUCAAACCUGCUCGUGUUAUUUUACAGGACUUUACUGGAGUAUCAAUCAUAGUUGAUCUUGCUGCUAUGAGGGACGCUAUGAAGAAUCUUGGUAGUGAUCCUAACAAGAUUAAUCCACGAGUUCCUGUUGAUCUUGUGUUUGAUCACUCAGUCAAAGUAUACGGUGCAGCAAGACCAGAGAAAGACUUGGGGAAAGGUGUGCAGCUAGAAUCUGACAGGAAUUGGGAAAGGUUUAUGUUCCUUAAGUGGGCUUCAUCAGCUUUUCACAACAUCGUGAUGUCUUCUAAUGAGUCGCCUAUUGUUCAUCAGGAGUAUCUCGGACGUGUUGUUUUUAACUCAAAUGGGUUUCUCUACCCUGACAGUGUUGUUGGUACAACUUCCAACACAAGGGUGAUUGAUGGGUUAGGAGUUGUUGGUUUGGAAGUAGGAGGAAUGGAGGCAGAAGCAGCAAUACUUGGACAGCCAAUCAGCAUGGUGCUACCUAGUGUGGUUGGGGUUAAGCUGGUUGGAAAAUUGCGGACUGGGGUUACUCUUACUAAUUUGGUUCCAACCGUGACUCAAAUGUUAAGGAAGCAUGGUGUUUUUGGAAACUUUGUUGAGUUUUAUGGGGAAGGGAUGAGUGAACUGUCAGUAGAUGAUAGAGCCAUGAUUGCAAGUAUGUCCCAUGAAUAUGAGGCAACAAUGGGUUUCUUCCCUGUUGACCCUGUUACAAUUGAGUACCUCAAGUUAAAGGGAAGAAGCAAUGAAACUGUAAAAAUGAUUGAAUCAUACUUGCGCGCAAACAAAAUGUUUGUUGACUACAAUGAGGCCCAAGAAGAAAGAGCAUAUACAUCAUGUCUACAAUUGGAUUUGGGAGAUGUUGAACCAUGCAUUUCUGGUCCAAGACGGCCAUGCGACCAAGUAGUUUUGAAACACGUGAAGGCUGACUGGAAGGCAUGCCUUAACAAUCCUCUUGGAUUUAAGGGUACUUUUGCAGUCCCAAACGAACAACAAGAGAAAACAGUUAAGUUCUUGUUCCACGGAGAACCUUCUGAGAUCAAACACGGUAGUGUUGUUAUUGCGAACAUUACAAGUGAUAGUACCACAUCGAGCCAUAAUGACAUGGUUGCUGCUGCACUUGUUGCUAAAAAGGCUUAUGACCUUGGCCUGGAAGUAAAACCAUGGGUUAGGACAGCUGUUUCUCCUGUUUCUGGACUUGUCGAGGAAUAUUUGCUUCAAAGUGGGCUAAAAAAGUACUUGGCAAGACAAGGAUUCAACGUUGUCGGCUAUGGCGUCAAAACAAGCAUUCGGGGAUCUGAUGGACUUGAUGACCCAAUUGUAUCUGCUAUUUUAGAAAACGAUAUAGUUACGGCUGCUGUGCUCUCUAAUAGGAGAGGCUUUGAUCUUCGUGUUCAUGCGCUUGUUAACAUCGACUUUGAGAAAGAGUCAAUGGGAACAGACAAAGAUGGAAAAAAUGUAUACUUAAGAGACAUAUGGCCAAGCAGAGAAGAAGUUAGUCAGGCUAUUCAUAAUAGCGUGUUACAAAGCAUGUUCAAGAGCAUUUACGAAACAACAACGAAGAGAAACCCUCUGUCACCAAGUUCCACACUCUAUUCUUGGGACUCAAACUCAACAUUUUUACAAGAACCUCCCUUUUUCAAGAACAUGAACACAAAGCCCCAACAAGAAAGAUCAUAUACAUCUUGUCUGCAACUGGAUUUGGGAGAUAUCGAGCCAUAUAUAUGUGGUCCAAAACGGCCUUGCGACCGAGUUCUUUUGAAAGACAUGAAAGCUGACUGGAAAGCAUGCCUUGGCAAUCCUCUUGGAAUCAAGGGGUUUGCAAUCCCGGAAGAUGAACAAGACAAAACUGCUAAGUUUUCUUACAUGGGACAACCUGCUGAGCUCAAACAUGGUAGUGUUGUUAUUGCGACCAUUACGACUGAUAAUAACAUUUCAUGUCCUAGUCACAUAGUUAUGGCUGCACUUGUUGCUAAAAAGGCUUAUGACAUUGGCUUCAAAGUAAAACCAUGGGUUAGGACCAGUGUUGCUCCUGGUUACGGAGUUGUCAAGGAGUAUCUGCUUCAAAGUGGGCUUCAAGAGUACUUGGACAAGAAAGGGUUCCAAAUUGUCGGCCAUGGCUUCACAACAUGCAUUUGGGGCUCUGGCGAACUUGAUGAAUCCAUUGCAUCUGCUAUUUCAGAAAAUGAUCUUGUUGCGGCUGUUGUGCACUCUAGUUGUAGAAGCUAUGAAAGUCGUGUUCAUGCGUCUGUAAAAGCAAACUAUCUUGCUUCUCCACCCUUAGUUGUUGCUUAUGCGCUCGCUGGAACGGUUAACAUCGACUUUGAGAUUGAGCCAAUGGGAACAGACAAAGAUGGAAAAAAUCAAGCUAUCAUUGCUAAGAGCUUUGAUAGAGUCCACCGGAGCAACUUGGCUAGUAUUGGGAUUGUUCCUCUGUGUUUCAAGUCCGCCUUCUUCUCCUCUCUUUCUUCAUCAAUUGAAAUCACAAAUCCCAAAAGACUACGAUCGUCUUCUUCUUCCCCAAUCUUCAGAGAGAAUCGAACAAUUUUACCACAAGCAAUCGACAAGGUUUACAUGGUUGAGCUAGACAUCCAGAUUCCAGCAGCAUACGACCCAUUCGCAGAAGCCAAAGACUCGGAUGCACCAGGGACAAAAGAGUACAUUCACAUCCGCAUCCAGCAGAGGAAUGGCAAGAAGAGCUUGACGACGGUUCAAGGGCUGAGGAAAGAGUUCAGCUACGAGAGGAUCCUCAAGGACCUCAAGAAGGAUUUCUGCUGCAACGGCAACGUUGUGCAGGACAAGGAGCUUGGCAAGAUCAUUCAGCUUCAAGGUGACCAGAGGAAGAAAGUGUCUCAGUUUCUGGUCCAGUCUGGGAUUGCUCAGAAGGAUCAGAUCAAGAUCCACGGUUUCUAA
This is a messenger RNA of Microthlaspi erraticum, 3384 nucleotides long. Lineage: Eukaryota; Viridiplantae; Streptophyta; Magnoliopsida; Brassicales; Brassicaceae. The record is from the annotation of a GenBank genome assembly.